AAUCAUUCCGUUCACAGAUCUGUUCUCAGUGUCCUUGUUGACUUUAUCACAGAGUGCUGGAGAGGACCACGUAGAUACUAGCAGUGGAGAAUUAACUGCUACAGAGAGAGAGACUGCACAUCAACACAGCUUUCUUUCUUGACUUUUUUUUUUCUUUGCCUUCGAUGGCAUCUAUAACUGAGGAACAGAUCCAUAAGUUCCGCAAAGAUGGCUUCCUUGUGCUUGAGCAGUUUUUCAGCUCUGAAACUUGUGAUGCCAUGAAGGCCCAGAUACAAAAGAUUGUCGCCGAUAUGGAUGUGCCUCCCCACUGCCGCACGGAGUUUUCAACCAAGGAAGAGGAACAGCUCCGGGCGCAGGGCAGUGCAGAAUAUUUCCUUACCAGCGGGGACAAAGUCAGAUUCUUUUUUGAAAAAGGUGUUUUUGAUGAAAAAGGGGAUUUUCUUGUUCCGAAGGAAAAAGCUAUCAAUAAAAUCGGCCAUGCGUUACAUGCAUACGAUCCCAUCUUCAAGCAGAUUACUCAUGCCUCAGAAGUGCAGGAACUGGCAAGGAAGAUUGGCCUUGAGAACCCGGUGGUUCUACAAAGCAUGUACAUCUUCAAGCAACCUGGCAUUGGUGGUGAAGUGACACCACACCAGGACGCCACCUUUCUGCAUACAGAGCCUCUGGGCAGAGUUGUGGGUCUCUGGAUAGCCGUGGAAAAUGCCACACAAGAGAACGGCUGCUUGUGGUUCAUCCCUGGUUCCCACACAAGCGGGAUCACACGGCAGAUGGUCCGAACUCCCCCAGGCAUGGUACCGUGCACCAAGUUUAUUGGGUCUGAGCAGGCAUACGACCACAAACAAUUCAUUCCUGUGCCCGUCCGUAAAGGUAAAACGGCAGCAAGGAUAAACGUGGCAUACUUCUCAUCCACGGCGAGGUUGUCCAUAAAAGUGAACCAAACCACUCUGAAAAGUCCCGAAACGUGUAUACUUUCCAUCUCAUGGAGGCGAAGGAUGCCGCUUGGAGCACAGAGAACUGGCUGCAACCGACCCCCGAGUUGCCUUUCCCACCUCUGUACACACACAACUAACAACUGGAACCCUUGGAGGAGCCCCAAAAGGGUGAUCGACCGUCCCAGCCCUCGGGGCUGACCACUGGCUGUCAUUGUUUUCUCAGAUCUAACUUGCUAGCAUUGCCAACUUCUGUUUCCUGCAUCAUGUCUUUAAGCCAGAAAACUCCUGUUCGGAGAGAGAGUAGCACAGGAGAACAAGAGCCCGCAAAGCAUGUAGUGGUUAGAGUAGGGGCGGGGAACUUUUCAUCCGCCACCUGUCUCUGGACUACAAGUCCCAUCAUUCCCAGCCAUUGGUCACGGUGGCUAGGGCUGAUGGGAAUUGGAGUCCAACGAGAACCCGAGGGCCAAAGGUUCUCCAUUCCUGUGUUAGAGCUUUAAGAUUGGGAAGACGCAGGUUCUAAUCUCUGCAUGGUGACUUGAACCAAUCAUGCUCUUUCAGUUUAGCCUACCUCUCAGGGUUGUUGCGAGAGUGAAAGGGUGGGGAUGGGGUGGGAAGAACUAUGUACUCGGGGUUGUAGCUAAUGUUACUCAUAGAGUAGACCUGCUGAAAUUGAUGGACAUUAUUAGCUUAGGUUUAUUAAUGUCAAUGGGUCUACUCUGAGCUGGACUUAGCUGGUCUCAACCCUCUUCUUGAGCUCCUUGGAGGAAAGCUGGGAUAGAAGUGUAAUAAAAUAAAAGAUAAAUAAAUCAA
Molecule: messenger RNA, 1742 nt
Organism: Rhineura floridana
Lineage: Eukaryota; Metazoa; Chordata; Lepidosauria; Squamata; Rhineuridae
Gene: PHYHD1
Product: phytanoyl-CoA dioxygenase domain containing 1
Exons: 11
Coding region: 165-1130 (321 amino acids)
Source: RefSeq, a predicted model, not a curated record